GUUUUGAUUAUCAGAUGGAGAUCAUAUUGGAAUUUAUUUAGUUAAUGUUUGCACAAACAUUUUUCAACGUAUAAGCAGUCCUUCGUGGCCCGGCCACUGAUGGGGUAGGACAAGACUGUGACAGGACUGGUGUAGAAGUUGCCAGGUGAGUGGAUUUGGCAGAUCUUGCACCUUGGUCUACCACUGGAGUAUAAUCCCUGGGAAGGAUUCUUUUGGUGUGGAAUGGAUUACUGCGGCUGAAAUGCAGUUACACCACUGUUGGAGAAUACUACUACAUUUCACAUUAACAUGCAGGAGAUAACUUGUUCAUGCUGCUUACCAAAUUUUGUAUUAUGGAAAACUGGUGUGGUAACCUGAAUAAUCAAUUUCAGUAUUUCCAUUACUUAUUUCACAUCUUCUCAUAAAUAAUUUAAAUGGCUGAAGGAGGUGAGAUAAUAGAGGGUUUCCUGUGUCCGAUAUGUAAGGCAGAUUUAGGAUCUCCAAAAAGCCUUGAGACACAUUUUCAAGAAGAGCACACAGAAGAUCAAGAUGUGAUCAAAUCAAUUAAAGGUCUGUUAGGAAAAGCAAAGAAGAGAAUCCUUAAGUUGGAAGAUGAAGAUCUACCUGCUGAUUUUAGGACCACAGCACAUUUACAAGAUAGUUUUGAAGUGCUAUUGUAUGAACCUCAAGAAAUAGGGGCAUUCAGAUCACACUCAGAAUAUUUUCGUAUAUUUAGGGGUUCUCGUUUGGAGAGAUAUGCUGCAGAAACAAAUAAAUUAUUGAUUCGACUGGAUAAGUUGCUGCGAGAUGUACCGGCGGAUCCAGUGAAGAGGAAGUUGCAUGAACAAGCUAUAGUACCAUGGAUUGAUGAUCGAGAUGUGAAACUUUGUCCUAGCUGUGCAAAAAGUUUUCAUGUUGCUCGAAGGAAACAUCAUUGCCGUCUCUGUGGAGCUAUUAUGUGCAAUGAGUGUUCUCAUUUUCUUGAGCUUGGUGUUGCUAAGAAAAUGACAGGUUCUGGAUUUGGUCAUGAUCUUUCUUGUACUUCAUUCAAUGUAGACAAACAAAAGAAUACAAACAGUGGGGCUUUGGAGCAUUCCAGCUCUGUGGCCAGUCUCAGUUCUGUAAAGUCAUUUAUGGAUAAUAUGACUGGUGAACAGAAUUUACGCCUCUGUGUGCACUGCAAACAACUUUUGGAAGCCAGGGAGAAGCUGAAAGAAAAUCGAAGCCAGAAACCAAUAAUAAGUCAGUUUUAUGAACGCCUUGCAUCAUAUAUAAAAGAAGCCGAUGAGAUGGCUGAAGUGUAUUUUAAAAUGUGUGAAUCUUUGCAGUGUGGGGAAACAGCACAUACCCCAGAAGAGGCACAUAUUUUAAGGGGAAAGCUUUUGAAAUUAGCUGAGAACAUUGACUCCUUAAGUAAAAAGAUCACAAUUCUGGGCACAAAAGACGUUGAAAAUCCCCCAAAAGGUAAAAGUUUGCAACUUCAGAAUAUGAUAAGGGUUGCAUCUGUAGCUUACCUGAAAGAGAAACUGCUUGGUUUGUCUUCUCCAACAGAAGGGCAACGUAUAAAUAAUAGAUAAUGUGUUGAAUAUUUUAUAGAAGGGAAGAACUAAUAUAUGACCAAAUUCUACAUUCUGCAUAGUUUGUAAUUUGAAAUUACUCUAUGAAUGUGGAUUCAUUACACCCAUUCACGUAAGUGGCACUAUGGAAAUGUACUGUGAUUUUCUUUUGCUACAUCCAUGUUUAUUAUGAAAUGUGGAGUAAUGAAAGAGAGAAUAGUGAAUACUUUGUUGUUGAAAUAUGUGUAUUUUGGUGGUUAAAAGUUCAUUUCCAGUACUGUUUCUGCUAAAAGUUUGAAUCCGCAGUUAUUUUAAUAUAGAAAAACAGUAGAAAAAAUCAGUAAUGUUUGGUGUUAUUACUACUUAUAGCGAAAUAUCAAUGACAGCUAGAGUAAUAGUCAAAUAUUAUGGUUUUAUAAAUGUUGCACAAUAGGGACAGACUUUUGUAAACAGUUUUAAGAUGUGUAGAAAAUGCGAUUUAUUAUGGUAAUUAAUGUUGUAGCUAUCAAGUGUCUAAUGCAAUUACAAAUGAUACAUAAUUGUUCUUGUAUUUCCCUAAUUAUUAUAUGAGUACAUCCUCUUCUAUAAAUUGUACAUUACGAUUUACAUAUUGUCAUUUUAUUCAUUGGAUUGUAUCAGUUGCCAUGAUAUUAUUUUAGUCAGAAUGUGUCCCCUGUGUUCAUAUCAUUGCAUGUAACAUAUGUUGUUAUAAUACAUUUUGGUAACUAGGUCUGUAGUUCCUACAGAAAUUAUAAGAAAAUAUUAUUUGUAGUGGAGGCAGGGGUAAGUCACUUACCUUAAUACCUCAAUGUGUCGUGAAAAAUAAUAGUUUCUGGUUAUUAUCACACUUGCUUAAAAACAGAUGUGUUAGCAUAAAUAUAUGUACAUGAGAAGCAGAAAAUAGUAAAUAACAUGGGAAAACCAUUCACUCAGACACAGAACACACAAAUGUAUGACCAUAUCACAACCAAAAUAAUGCGACAGAUGGCAGCAGAAGGGGAAGCAUAAACAAUGCUUCAUAUCAAUGGAACGAUAUGAAAAGUAUUCUUAGGGACAACAUGAUCGGGAACAGAUGAGAAUAACAAAGUGUAAAAGAGAACAAAAGCUCCAAAUAUCAGUUUACGGUACCCAUUAACUUACACUCACAACAAUAAUGUGAUAAGGGAACUUUCUUAUAAUUUUUUUUUAACUGAAUAGGAAAGAAAAUGAGAACAAAGAAAAUAAGGUCACAGGCAUUACAAGGGGGUUAGCAAGAAGUAGUAAUGGAAGUGAAACAUAAAGUGAAAUAUUCUUAAGAAAAUGAAAAGCACUGUUUAUUAUUUUUUCUUUUAUCAUUACUGGCAUUUGCUACGAGCUGCAGCUGCUGUUGCAUACAUUCCAUUUUUUCAUACCUUUGCGUGUGGGCAGUAGCUUAAUUGUCAUUACCACUAACUAAACAGAUACCUAAAGUUCUGUUGUUUGUGUUCUUAAGUGUGUGUGUGUGUGUGUGUGUGUGUGUGUGUGUAUUAGAGUGACUUUUAAUAGUGAAGGGAAUAACAGUUUUGCAUGUUUUGUUUCUCUUGUGUGUGAAACAACUGCUCUGUAAUUUUCUAAUUGCAUGUAAGAAGAAAGCUUAUUUCUGUUCUCAAAGUUAGUGUUUUUUGUAUUUAUUUAAAUAAAGCAGAUAAAUUUGCAUCAAAAUUCUGUGUGUGUGUGUGUGUGUGUGUGUGUGUGUGUGUGUGUGUGUGUGUGUGUGUGGUUUUUUUCUGAUAAAAAGCAGAUUUUUCAUGCAUUGUAAUACUGGUGAAACAUAUUGUACAUUGCAUGGUGUGUUAGUAACAAAAAGACAAAAUAUUCUUGGUGAACAUUGUUUUGUAAUAGUAAGCUUGCUUUCAAGGUGAGAAUAACUGCUUAUAUACAUCUUGUUUUAGUUUGCAUAAUAAGUGAAUUAUGUCAGAAUGUUUUAUAAAAAGAUUCCUGUUGAAAAUAUUUUGUAAAAUAUUCACUUUGUCUUUAAUUCUACUUAUUUGUUAGAAACAGAGUAGUUACAUUGAUUGCUUAAUCUUUCAAAUGUUGGUGAAGUUUCUUUUCACUUAGCUUCCAACCAAGUGGGCACGAGAAUGUCAAUAGUCUGUGUUCAAUUUAAAAAACAUUGUCAUAUUUAUUUGUGUUUAAUAAAAGUAUUUUGAAGAUA
This is a messenger RNA of Schistocerca gregaria, 3708 nucleotides long. Its product is annotated as ankyrin repeat and SOCS box protein 1-like. Gene Ontology annotation, molecular function: protein binding; metal ion binding. NCBI's taxonomy places the organism in Eukaryota, Metazoa, Arthropoda, Insecta, Orthoptera, Acrididae. Bases 414 to 1556 code for a protein of 380 amino acids. The record is from RefSeq and is a predicted model, not a curated record. Gene Ontology annotation, cellular component: ubiquitin ligase complex. The transcript is spliced from 3 exons. Gene Ontology annotation, biological process: protein ubiquitination; intracellular signal transduction.